CUUUAAACUGCCUGCUUUGUGACAUCAUUCUCCCACCAAACCGACCUCCACCUGGUAGAAUCUUGGGGUUUCCUGGGCGUGGCCUGUAAAUUUGUAUCAUCGCAAGGGGCCAGUGACCAGUAACCAGUGACCAGUGGCUUUCAUACUGGACACAUGCACUGGUUGGCUUCAGCCACCCAGACAUCCGCUAGUAUCGUCUCUUCUUCCCUUCUAUCUGCAGUUGAUGUUUCUUCUUCUCUGACCAUGUCAGAAUAUUUCCAAAAUACGUCUUUACCUGGAACUGCAAAUUCUCUGCAGUUCUCUCUUCCUGUGGUGAGCAAUGCAGCUUUCUUAACAGGAAGCAUCUCCAACUUCUCCAGAAGCUCUGCUUCAGCCAUCAGCUCAGCAUGGCUACAGCCAUCAGCCUCUGGCACCUCCUUCCAGCCACUCAUGGGCAGUGCCUACCUUUACCAACAUUCUAGCACAACUAUGUUGUCUGGGGUUACUGGCCAGAGCCAUAUCUGUACUUCAGCUGCCUCUUAUCCAGGCGUUUUUGAGUGGGAUAGUACAGCAAGCACAGUAAAGAAGUCAUCCUCACUCAGGGACUUCAAUGUGACUGUCAUUGAUCAGAACACAGCUGUCUCUUCCAUGCCUAUGACAGCCCAGUAUUAUAAAACUUCAGAUACCAAUACUAUGGUCCCUCUGUAUCCAUCACUAUCUGCCAGCCUUGUUCAGGGGACACUAACUCAAAUUCCAAAUCAGCAGGGCCAUAACCUGUCACUUCCCUGCCAGAUAGGAAGCCAGGUCUAUUACUAUAAUCAAGGCACACUGGGGCCUCAACUAUCCUGCCUGCAAUCUUAUGGCUCUGUGUCAUACACAGGAUAUAGGGCUUCUGCCCAUCAACCAGAAAUGGUGAUGGUGCUAAAGGAGGUUCAGCCCACAAAUGUCCUACCACCAGUCUCUACUUCUGGGAUGUAUUACUCUGUGUCUUCUCAACCCAUCACAGAAACCAGUGUUCAAGGUGAGCACAAACAUCAAGAAAGGAGAGGAAUAAUGUCAGCAUUGAAAAGGAGGGUCAAAUCUGUACCGAGUGUGAUGGAAACUUCCCUGGGGAUGGAUACUUCCCUGGGAUUGCAAUCUCCAAGCCAGACAUUUUGUCUGCCACAAACUCCAGAAUUCUCCAAGUCCUUCAGUAGCAGAAAUACCCAGACACUUAAGAGUAACCCAUCACCUGAGCUUGGGGACAUUUCAAUAACUCCAGUCCAGAGUCCUACUAAUCUCUUGACACUGUCUCCAGCUCCAAGCCAGGAAAAAAAUGAGAAUGAGAAUUUGGAUGAGAUUGAAACCAACCUUUCAAAGCCUCUAGAUGUCCACCAGAUCCUAAUAGGAAAUCAAGAUCCUCCACUACUUCCUGUAGAAAUCACCGAUAUUCACCCGCUUCUGGCCUGCAUUGAUCCUCUUGGCCAAGAGGAGCAGCCUGGUUCUGAAAAUGCCAAUCUAAGAAAUAACAGCCUGAGUCUUGAGGACCAAGGGAUAUUUGAAAAUGGGAUUGAGUCUAGCAGUGAUUUGGCAGACAUCACUACAUGGGUGGAGGAUACUUACCUCCCCCCAGUCUUCAGUUCCUUACAAGAUCUUGACCAACCUGAAAGUCCCUCAGCAAAGAAAGCCAAAGAUACCAGUGCCAUCAAGGUAAAUCAGGUGCAGGAAAAGUCACGUGUCAUGAAGGGUCACUCUGAUCAAGUCAGGAAGAACAAGCAUAAAACUUCCGAGCCUAUCCAGGGUGCUCCCAAGGCCAAAAUCCAGCCAAAGAACCCAGAGUGCCUAUUAGAGAGAGAAGUGGUUGUUUGCAGUGCUACAGUCAGUGACAGCGCUUCUGUGAACAAGGUCAAGCAUUCUAGCAACAAACCUCACAAAGCUGCAUCCAGCAGGAUCAGCAAAACUAAGAGCCAUGGGCAGGAAAAGACCAAAGGGAACAGAAAGAACAGCUCCAAGAAAUCUGAAGAGAGUAAGCAGUCAGGGAACAAAGUCAAGGUAGAAGAGAAGCAAACCAUUCCCAAUAUGAAACGGAAGAAAAAUCAACCUGAGCUUAGCCAAGAGACCCUUAAAAAGCCCCGAAGCUCCCUAGGCAUGCACAUGCUAGAGUCCGUGCAAGUUUUCCAUGCACUCGGGAAAAAGAUCGAUAUGAAAACUGGAUUCUCUUCCUCCAGGACCCUGGGAAGCUCAAGCAACACCCAAAACCGCCAGUCAUUCCCAGCUGUCAAACCAUGGCUGGAUAUCCAACAUGAGGGUAAAGGCCCGGAGAAAAUUCAAGUCAAGGCCCAGAAACUAGAUGGUAGUGCUGAAAAAGAGUGUACAUCUCCAUUCCACUCUGAGUUGCCACCACCUGGGAAGGUCAAGUUGAUACCUUUGCCCUUUCUGACCCUGGACCAACCUCAAGCUCGACCUGUUUCUCGGCGGCCAAACCCUCUAGCCUCACGUAGGCCUGCUGUGGCUUACCCUGCUCGACCUGAUUCUACUAACUCAGCUCAAUCGACUGCGGUCAAUCCAUCCCGACCAGCUCCUACCAACACAUCUUUGACAGGUCCUGCCACACCAGCUCAGCCAAUUUCAGCCAAAGCAACCCAACCCAGUUCAGCCAACCCUACCCAGCCUACUGUCCCUCAAUCUGCUGCUUCUAGGCCAUCAGCCUACAAAACAUCAUCUCGUUCUUCUCUGCAGCGGGAGCCUGUUUCCACUGCUGUGACCAGUCUCCGGUCACUGCCCAAGCCUCAAAAUCAAUUUCUAAUCCAAGGCUUCAGCCUCCAACCCCGUCCAUGGAGGAAACCCACUGUUCCUGAGCCAGUAAUGUCAACGCCCAUCACAGAAGAGCAGAGGCCAGAGCGUGAGGCCAUGAAGAGAAAGGCUCAACAAGAGCGUGAGAAUGCUGCCAAAUACACCUCUUUGGGGAAAGUGCAGUUUUUCGUUGAAAGGCAAAGAGAUAUGGAAAUUGCUGAAUACUAUGGCUACACAAUCUAAGAGCUGAGAUUGUUGGUUUUACUUUGGAUACCGCUGGUUUUCCACAUAUAUAGAUAGAUACUAAUUUAUUUAUUCUGAUAUAUUUUUAAAACAUAAUAAAGAAAUGUAAUAGAAUUGAUUAAUAGAUAAGUAAUAAAGAGGCCUUUUGAGUUUU
This is a messenger RNA of Gorilla gorilla gorilla (western lowland gorilla), 3148 nucleotides long. It is a transcript of the gene C12H2orf78, whose product is annotated as chromosome 12 C2orf78 homolog. The transcript has 3 exons. The coding region runs from base 154 to 2994 and encodes 946 amino acids. Lineage: Eukaryota; Metazoa; Chordata; Mammalia; Primates; Hominidae. The record is from RefSeq and is a predicted model, not a curated record.